Zerene cesonia (dogface butterfly) is the source of this 2597-nucleotide messenger RNA. Its product is annotated as membrane-bound alkaline phosphatase-like. Gene Ontology annotation, biological process: dephosphorylation. The transcript has 8 exons. Gene Ontology annotation, molecular function: alkaline phosphatase activity. The record is from RefSeq and is a predicted model, not a curated record. Bases 59 to 1732 code for a protein of 557 amino acids. Lineage: Eukaryota; Metazoa; Arthropoda; Insecta; Lepidoptera; Pieridae.
UCAGGUGUAAGCAGUCCAUAGGCACGUCGGUCGGCGCGCGCACGGUACCCGAGACGUUAUGGCGCGAGUUUUUAUUUUUCAAGUGUUAUUAUUUAUUUACGCUGUUAAUUCAGAAAAUGUCGCAUCAACACCGAAGCCGAAGAAAAUUCUAGAUACGAUCAUGAAUCCUUCAUACAUACCAGCGGAUGAAAAACACGGCUCGUACUGGAAGAAAUCCGCCGCCGAGACACUCAAAUCUAAACUCCAGGAGACUAUGAAUACGAAUAAGGCGCGAAAUGGGAUUCUUUUCAUUGGCGAUGGAAUGUCGUUGGCGACCAUUAUGGCUGCUAGGACAUUUGGUGGCCAAUUGGAGAGGAAUUUGGGCGAAGAAAACGUUCUAGAUUUUGAGAAGUUCCCCGUCGCUGGAUUGGCGAGGACUUAUUGCAUAGAUGCACAAGUUCCAGACUCCGCAUGCACAGCCACGUCCUACCUCACGGGCGUGAAGACCAAAUAUGGUGUGAUCGGUCUGGACGGCAAUGUGACCAGGGGGUCAUGUUUCUCCCAACUGCAUAAGGCCAAUUGGGCGCCAUCUAUCGGGCAGUGGGCGUUAGCAAACGGUCUGGAUGUGGGUUUGGUAACAACAACGCGUGUAUCCCACGCCUCGCCCGCGGGGAUGUAUGCGCACAGCUCCGAGAGAAACUGGGAGUCAGAUGCCGACGUGCCAGAGGAAUGCUUGGCUCUGGGCUGCCGGGAUAUCGCGUAUCAACUGAUUAUGAACAAUCCUGGACGGCAGUUUAAGGUAAUACUAGGUGGAGGCAGGCGGGAAUUCCUGCCCAACAUCACUUCACCUCUCACGAACAACACAGGCAGACGCAACGAUGGCCUCGACCUCACGGACAUGUGGCAUGUGGACAAGAUGGAAAAGAACGCCACCCAUCAAUACGUCACUGAUAGAAAUGAACUUAUGAAGGUGUUCAAUUCAGACGACCUACCGGAAUAUCUCCUAGGUCUAUUUCAGAAUGACCACAUGGACUAUCACCUGAAGGCUUCCAACCAGCCUACCUUGGAGGAAAUGGUCGAAGUGGCGAUAAAAAUGUUGAGCAGAAGCAAGAAGGGUUAUUUCCUCUUUGUUGAAGGUGGUAGAAUAGACCAUGCCCACCACGACAGUUACGCCCAUCUUGCGUUGGAUGAAACUGUGGAAUACAGCAAAGCUGUCAAAAAGGCACGAGACCUGACCGACUCUCAGGAAACCCUCAUUGUCGUCAGUUCUGAUCACGCGCAUACCAUGACAGUAGCAGGGUAUCCUUCAAGGGGUAAUGAUAUCCUGGGUGUUGUGGAUACAGCAAGUGGUAUGGAUGGGAAACCCUAUACUACUAUUAGUUACGCGAAUGGCAAAGCCACUUCUAUCAAUGAGAAUGGAAGAGUUGACGUCACGUUACACAGCGAGUUCUCAAAUCGUGCUCUAGACUACUCGUACCCCAGCUUAGUCCCCCUCGAGUCCGAGACCCACGGGGGGGAGGACGUCGCAGUGUUCGCGCUCGGCCCCUGGCAGCACCUCUUCACCUCCAGCUACGAGCAAUCUCUCGUCCCACACCUAAUGGCGUACGCCAUGUGUCUGACAGACGACAAGCACGAAAACUGCAAGCCAAAGUCCAGGCAUAGAACAUUCUGGACGUCCAAUAGCGUAGCAAAUAAACCCGAGUAUUAUGUAAUGUUAACUUGUGCUGUGAUCGCAGGCUGUGUUAGGUAUUAAAUAGGUUAAAUAUGGCGGCGUAGUUACUUAAAAAUAACGUUAGUAAAUAAUUUUGUAGGUUAGAAUAAAACGAAUUUAUCAUUAAUGACUUCAAUUGUUAGAGCAUAAAUUUAUAUUUUUACCCAACGUUUUUAGAAAUGGGCCAUCUCAAGUUGUAAUGAUUUGUUAUUUUGUCUACAACAACCUUAUUCCUAAAUAGAUAUAGAGAUAGCACUGUAUUAUCAAUUAAUAAUUACACUAUUUUGUCACACAACAGUUUUAAAUAGUACAUGAGUUUAAAAUGGUUUUAUGGGUGAAAACUUCAAAUCAAUCUUAUAGAUGAUUCUUACAGUGACAUUGUGAUUAUCACAUUUAUUGUUCCUAAGGAAACAGUCUGAGCAAUUUCAACAAAAGAGUAAAGUGCUAUUAUGUUUUCAAGGAGUCCGAAAUUUUAAUAAAUUAAAAGUAAAGUUAUUUUCAUUUAAAUAAUGUCGAUUAUGUUAUAGCUGUGCAUUUCUCGCGUGAAAUAUUAAAUUGUUUUAGUUGUAAAUAAGCUGCACUAAGUGCUUAAUUUAUAAGUAUUAUUAACGAAUAUUUGCCGUAAAAAUACAGACGUCUAUUAAAUAUCUUUGUAUAUUCUAUUUUAACAUAAUAAACCUACAAGUUUUUUUUCUAAUAACUUUCUUUAUUCAUAUAAUAUAUUAAUGUAUUUAUUAUCUCUUCAUUAAUGUCUUAUUAAAUUUUAUUUCUAUUUAAUUCCAUGCUGUUUUAUCGAACGAUACUAGAACAAUUUAAAAACUUUUUUAAUUUUUUUCCUUCGUAAAUCUGUGUUAUUAUGUGCCAGGACUUGCGCUAAUCAACAAGAAGGUUGGUUGGCAACAGAAAA